UUCACCUCUGCUCAUGGCAUGCGACUCUUUGAAUACAUUGGUUCAAACCAACGAUUCGGUGAGAUGUUUAACCGGGCAAUGUCAGAAGUUUCCACGCUGACCAUCAAUAGAGUUCUAGAAGUGUACAAGGGAUUCCACGAUGUAAACACUUUAGUGGAUGUUGGAGGAGGAUUUGGACACGUCAUAGGUUUAGUGACUUCCAAAUAUCCUCAUAUUAAGGGCAUCAAUUUCGACGUAGCCAAAAUUUUAACCGAAGCUCCUCUUUAUCCAGGAGUGGAGCAUGUUUCAGGAGAUAUGUUUAAAGAAGUUCAAAAAGGAGAUGCCAUCAUCAUGAAAUGGAUACUACAUGAUGGGAACGACGAAGAUUGCCUAAAGAUUCUAAGAAACUGCUGGACAAGUCUUUCGGAAAAAGGAAAAGUGAUACUAGUCGAUAUGCUUACGCCGGUGGAACCCAAGAUCAACGACACUUAUUCUAACAUUGUACUUGGUAUGGACAUGAUUAUGUUAACACAAUUGUCAGGUGGUAAGGAGAGGUCAUUUCCCCAGAUCGAGACUCUAGCCUUUGGUUCGGGUUUUAUUCGGUGUGAAAUCAUAUGUCAUGCCUAUUCAUAUAGUGUUAUCGAAUUACACAAAUAGGUUCCA
Messenger RNA from Camelina sativa (false flax), 642 nucleotides. Its product is annotated as S-adenosyl-L-methionine-dependent methyltransferases superfamily protein. The record is from RefSeq and is a predicted model, not a curated record. Lineage: Eukaryota; Viridiplantae; Streptophyta; Magnoliopsida; Brassicales; Brassicaceae. Gene Ontology annotation, molecular function: O-methyltransferase activity.